ACACACUGGCGGAAAUCCUCGCUGCAUCUGCAGGCCAACACCACACCCGAACUGGAGCCGGCACUGGAACGAGCACUAAAAGGAAAGGAUGGAUUUACCGGUGCGGUGGGUGAUCUGGAUCUGAUGUGUAUCCGAUGCGCUCCUGAGAAGGCUGGGUUAUCUCCAGUUCAGCGGUUCAGCUCCGGUCAUGGCGCUGGUGACCCUGCAGCGCUCACCGACACCCAGCGCCGCAUCAUCGUCCGCCAGCGCGCCCAGCACCGGGGAGGAUUUGACAAGCGAUGAAGAUCGGAGCGCGACUCCCAGUGAAAGUUUCAUGCUGGUAAAAGGAACGGCCCUGUUUCUACGGCAGACUGGCACAACAGAGGAGCCGAAAACACCCACGCUGGAUAAAAAUGCAGGUGAUCUACCACAACACUUGCAGGUGAUGCUCAACACCCUUCGCAAUGAAGAUAGAAUAAAACUGGCUGUAAGAUUGGAGAGCAGCUGGUCGGACCAUGUGCACUACCUGGUGGUUGUUGACACAAAUGGUCAUCAGGAAAAUGACGAGAACAUACUGCUUGGUAUGGACAUCACAACUGAAGACAGUGUAAGCUGCUCCAUUGCGAUGGUCCUGCCCUUGUGGAGUGAUACCAAAAUCCAGCUCAACGGGGACGGAGGUUUCAGUAUCAGCACUAAUGGAAGGUCGCACGUCUUCAAACCUGUAUCCGUGCAGUCCAUGUGGUCAGCUUUGCAGGUGUUGCACAGAGCUUGUGAAAUGUCCCGUCAGGGUAACUACUCUCCAGGGGGCACGGCUUUCACCUGGGUAAACUUCUAUGAAAGCUGUAUCUUCUCUGAGCUGAGCUGCAUCAGUGAGUGGAAUGCUGUCAGUGAUUCAGAGACACCCAAACCUGAAUCCCCCGCCAUGUUUUCAGAUCAGCCAACAGACAGAGACAGAACAGAGUGCUUGAUCAGAACCAAACUGCAAAGCAUAGUGAUGGUAGAGGAUCUGGACAACGUCACGUGCAAAAAGAUCCGAAAUGAGCUGGAGCAGCAACUUAGCUGGAACCUGCAAGACUACAAGGAGUUUAUUGACAAUGAGAUCCUGCUCAUCCUCAAUGAGAUGGAGAGCGCUACACCAAUCUUCAGCUACCUUUACCUGGGUUCACAGUGGAAUGCCUCGAACCUUGAGGAGCUCAGAGAAUGCAGGAUUUCCUAUAUCCUUAACAUUGCCCGGGAAAUUGACAACUUUUUCCCGGAAACAUUUUGCUAUCACAAUGUCAGCGUGAAUGACAACGAGGCGACGGAUCUCCUGGCUUACUGGAAUGAAACGUACGACUUCAUACUAAAAGCAAAAAAGAACAAUUCUAAAUGUCUGGUGCACUGUAAGAUGGGAGCGAGUUGUUCAGCGUCUACUGUUAUUGCCUACGCCAUGAAGGAGUACGGCUGGUCUCUAGGGAAAGCUUGUCACUAUGUCAGACAGAAGAAUAGCAUAGCACAACCUGACGCAACAUUAAUGAAGCAGCUGGCCGAAUACGAGGCCAUUUUAGACACAAGCACUGAGCAGCGACACAACAGACUCUGGCCGUCAUGUAGUGAAAGUGAGGGUCUUCAAGCAGCAGGUGCCUGUGGUGCCAGGACUCCCGAUACCUUGCAUGAACCAGAGCUGUGCCCAUGGGCACGGGAUGCCAGUGCAUCACCUUGCUGCUGGGAAGAAUCCUCACAUCACCUCAACUACAACUACUACUUCCGGCGUCUUUCGGAUGCUGCACUGGACAGUGAACCAUCCACGCCGGUCCGCUGUCCACCGCUCCUGCCCACAGAACGUGUCUUUAUCGAGAUUGAAGAUGUUGAACGUGACGCCCUGCUGGACGACAACAGCCUUCCUACUGCCCAGCUGGUACCGCCCAUGGAGGGUACAGCAGCACAGACACUGGAGGACAUGCGACUGAGGCUAGAGUUUAGCACCGUAGAGGAGGAGGACGAAGAAGAGGCGCAGAAGGAGGAGGCUGAGAUGGCUGCACUUGCCAACACAAACCGAUUUGGCAACGAGAAUGCUAACAACAGCAAUCGGCUUGGCGCCAAACGCAGCUGCCCGUCCGGCUUUGACGACAGUGCUAGCAGCGGAAAGCCUCACAAACUGAAGCCCUCUUAUCAGUCUGGCAUGCGCCUGUCCGGUGGGCGCCGCACUCACCGCCUUAACCUGCCACGCCAUGCUGGCGUCUCCAUCCACAACCAUCACCAUCCUGCCUCUCAGCGCCAGCCGAGUGGCUCACGCUGCCGGUGCCCUCGCUGCUUCUGCCGUGUUCAUACGAUGCCUGCUUUGCCCACUGUGAGCCUGGGCUCCUAUCGCCAACGCCUCACUUCACCUAUGAGCUGUGAAGAGCUUCCUCAAAAUAUUUUGGGGCCUAAGGAUAAGGACGGGCUCCAGGAGAUGGACGAGGAGGAGGAACAGGAGGAAGCACCAAAGACAUCACAAUCCACUGGUCCUACUACAGAGCUUAGUCUUUUAAAUCUGAGCCUGCAGGGUGAGAGGUCCACAGCAGAACUCACCCAGGAAGUUCCCCUGAGCAAGAAGCCAGAUCAGAUAGAUACGGUUAUAGGUGAGGCUGGCACAGAGGACAUGGAGGUUGACUCUGGUUCCAUCAAAAACGUAACCUUUUUCUCUUCCAUUCCAAAUUGGUCUGCUCCUAGCUUUGUUUCUUCAUCUUUCCCUCAGCUUUGGGGUAUGACCCGUAGCUCCAGCAGUGAGAGUGUUGGUGGACAGCAGGAGACUGAGACGCGAGCACGACUAGCUGGACUCACGACCGCGUCUGGGCUCAAACGUUCCAACUCAUUGGCUAAACUUGGAGGCUUGGCCACAGCCAAACAGGAAUCUUCGGUUUACACCUCCCACUCUGAUGGGAAGAAUUCUUCCACUUCCUCUGCACAUGCUGUGACUGCGCCAUUGCACACUUUCCCAGGCUAAGGUUUGUCCAGAAUCAUUAGGUUGGUUUUACAAUGUACGGUGCAUUUAGCACUCUAAAGGAGGCCACGACUUUCUUGCAAGUCGCCUCGUGGAUGCAAUCAGGCCGCAGUUGGAUCUCAAGCCUAUAGAUUGCUGUUUCCUUUUGAAGGCAUUUUCUAUAGUCAGAGAUUGUGUGGCUCAUCCCAUCCAUUUCUCACCAAAUGUAGAAAUUCCUUGCUACUGCACUGCUUCUGUGGUCUUCUAAUCAGUGGCCAUAAUAACUAGUACGUGUUUGUAGACCAGCCACGGUUGUGUCUUGGGUCUGCAGUGGGGUCCCAGACAUGAAACAUUUAUUAUUAUUAUUAUUAUUUAUUUAUUUUAUCUAUUUGCCAUUUCAACUACAUGUGAAGAAUAUAAUUUGUUAAUAAAAUAUUCUGUGACCAUUUAUGAAUCAA
Trichomycterus rosablanca is the source of this 3378-nucleotide messenger RNA. It is a transcript of the gene ssh1b, whose product is annotated as slingshot protein phosphatase 1b. Gene Ontology annotation, cellular component: cytoplasm. The transcript has 15 exons. Lineage: Eukaryota; Metazoa; Chordata; Actinopteri; Siluriformes; Trichomycteridae. Gene Ontology annotation, biological process: negative regulation of actin filament polymerization; actin cytoskeleton organization; protein dephosphorylation. Bases 188 to 2944 code for a protein of 918 amino acids. Gene Ontology annotation, molecular function: actin binding; protein tyrosine/serine/threonine phosphatase activity. The record is from RefSeq and is a predicted model, not a curated record.